This is a messenger RNA of Anneissia japonica, 3054 nucleotides long. Its product is annotated as acyl-coenzyme A thioesterase 9, mitochondrial-like. Bases 86 to 1360 code for a protein of 424 amino acids. NCBI's taxonomy places the organism in Eukaryota, Metazoa, Echinodermata, Crinoidea, Comatulida, Comatulidae. Gene Ontology annotation, biological process: acyl-CoA metabolic process. The transcript has 13 exons. The record is from RefSeq and is a predicted model, not a curated record. Gene Ontology annotation, cellular component: mitochondrion. Gene Ontology annotation, molecular function: fatty acyl-CoA hydrolase activity.
CUGUUCGUUGACAGUUUCCCAGGGUUUGUUUUGUUUACAUGAGGUCAGCUAAGGUUAGGUAAUAAACUUGGCUAGCGAUGAUACGAUGAUGUCUCCUAUAAAGAGUUUUUUGAUGCUUGCAAGAUAUCGGUCUGCCUUCUGUCAGUUCAGAAAGAAUGUGAGAUGCUGCUCAACAUUACAAAACCUUACUAGUAUUAAAGAAUUGAGAGGAAGACUGCAUGACUUAGCUGGUGCUCAGAAAGCCUGGGGCACUGUAAGUGACCGAUCAGAAUUAUUCAACCAUUUGCCCAAAGACCAGUCCAGUCUAGAAGUCAAAUCAAUGAAGGACAGUUAUCAAGAAGCAUGCAUUCCAUUGGCUAGUAAAUCGUUCCUACGAGAAAAGUAUGUCAACUUUUCCAACACUAUACGGAUUGGACGCAUUCUGGAGGAUCUUGAUACGUUUGCUGUUUGGAUUAGUUACCAACACAACAAGAGGACGGGGGAAAAACAGUCACCUUUGGUGAUAGUGACAGCAUUGGUAGACCGUAUAGAUCUGGAUAGCACUGAAAUGUCUGCAGACCAUGACAUAAAGAUGACAGGUAAUGUUACCUGGACAGGUAGAUCAUCAAUGCAGGUAUCCAUGAAUCUGAUGCAGGUGCAGGAUGGAGUUAUGCGAAAUAAAUUGAAUGCAGUCUUUCUAAUGGUUGCAAGAGAUCCUGCCAAUAAAGGGUCGGCAUUUGUUAAUCCAGUGAAAGCUGAAACGCCUGAAGAAGAAGUAAUCUUAAUGGAAGGCAAGGCUCUCACACAAAAGAGAAAAGAACAAAGUCAACAGUCUCUCCUUAAAGUAGCCCCCAGUGUUGAAGAGAGCACCCUCAUACAUCAGUUAUUCAGCAACUCUCUUAGUAAGCAGACGGUUUCAUUUUCUAUUCGUGAGAAACCAGAAAACACUGUUUGGAUGGAAGAUGCAAAACUUAAGAACGUUAUAAUCUGUUUUCCAGAGCAAAGAAAUAUUUACAACAAAAUAUUUGGAGGUUAUUUGAUGAGGAAAGCAAAUGAAAUUGCAUACGCAGUGGCGUUGGUUCACAGCCAAUCAAAGGUGAUCUUUCGAUGUAUUGAUAACAUCACAUUUCAACGGCCGGUUGAAGUUGGUUCUUUGCUCUACUUGUCGUCUCGGGUCACUUACACUGAAGGAGAGUUCAUGCAGGUCAGAGUUCAUGCAGAAGUCAUGACCCCAGAAACAGGAGAACUUCACACAACAAAUUCCUUUAAUUUCACCUUAGCAUCUAAGAGCGUGGUUAAGCCUGUUAUUCCAAAAACCUAUGGUGAAUUUAUGCUGUACUUGGAUGGCAGACGACAUUUUCAAGAAUUCAAAGACAGCUAAUUUGUAACACUUCCAUAGCUGUUAGUUUAUUAAUUUCAUAAAUGAAGAUAAUGUAUUUAUUAUCAUCUUUUAUCGUGUGAUUUAUUACUAUACUAUAGUAGUAUUUAUUCAAAGCAAGCAAGGUAUGCAGUGCAUACCGUAGCUAAAUCUAAAAAAAAAUUAUAGUACAGUUUCUACGUUUUAUUUAGCAUUUCUUAGCCACAAUCUUCUAUACAAACCUUAAUUUUUCGAGUUAAUUGCUACAGUUCAUUGGAAUAGCAAAGUUUUUCAAUUUUUUGCCUACUUUGGUAUCUAGGAUACAUAUGACAGGUAUAGAAAAGAAACUUGUAUUAUUUGAAUUGAAAUUUACAGGAAUAGGCAUACAUUUGUAUUUUGACUAUAGAAUGCAAUUUUAGAUUAUGUACAGUAGGCUUAAGAACGUUUCCUACCAGGGGUCUUGAAUGUGAAGUGGGGAAUCAAUGAUUAGGUAACGGGGUGCUAACUCGCAAAAUAAGAUGAUUUGAGGUGAUUUUUAACUACUUGAACAUGAUUUGGUUGCGAGACUCGGGGAGAGGUGAGUAUUUUUGGGGGCCGUGUGUGCUCCCCUCGCACACCACUGCCUAGCGUACCCUGCCAUUUACUUUAUUUUGCAAUAGAGUGCCUUGAGAAUGAAUGGAAAAGCCAAGGAAGUAUACCACUUGGGCCCAUAGCUCAGUUGGUAGAGAUUCUGAAUGGUAUUCAGGGGGUCUAGGGUUAGUAACAAAAGGGGAUACAUUUUUAUAAUAAAAAAAAAAAAAUCCCAUAUCAUUUAUAUUCAUAACAAGGUUAUUUUAUGUUAUAACUUUUUAGUAUUAUGAGUUUAAUUGGGCAUAUGACUAUAAACUUUGAUAACUUUAGAAAUUCAAUUCAGGGUAAAAAUGGGGAAGCAUUUUCUACACCCUAGAUUUGCCAAAGAUUUGUAUAUAGUAUUUACAUUUUUAAGUUAUACAAUUAAAGGUACUAUCUGGCAAUGCUAUUAUUUUGGUGAGCCUGUAUUUCUUAUAAUGCAGCUUAUAAUAUGCCAUUACAUUUUACCAAAGUGCCUCUUUUGUUAAUUAGCUUCAGAAUGAUGCAGGUGGUAUUUUUAUUAUGUGCGAAAAAUUAAUACAGUUAAUGUUGAUUAGUAUGUUUACCUUAAGUCCUAGAUUUUUAAUACGGUAAUGACACUGUAUUUUCAAGUAUUUUAUUUAUUGACUAAAUGGUCAUUUUUAUUCUUAUAAUGAUGUACCAUGUUUAAAACAUAGUGUUUCUUUUGUUGAUAAAUUUUCCUAAAAUCUAUCUUGAUGUCAAUAUUAUGAAUUGAAUCAAAGCUUAAUUUUCUGCAGCUGAAUAAAAACAAAGGUAUACCUUAAUAGCACUUUAUAGCAUUUAGUAACAGCUUUUUAAUGUUAUUAAUUUCCUAUGUACAUCCCCUAAACAUUGCUACUUCCAGUCAGCUUAAAUCUUCAUUUUUUUCUCACCACUUACAAUUAACAGAAGCAUCAAGAACAUGCAUUUCAGUCAGGCAGCUUUAUUGGAACUGACAACCUUACAUGAUUUGUAUUUCAGUGCCCUCCAAAAGUAAAUUUACUCUGUGUACAAGAUGUGUAAUAUAUAUCAUAUUAUAUUACAUAAAUUACAAAAUGUAAUAGUUACACAUCUUUGCCAAUAAAACAACCCCCCUCCCCACAAAAAAA